Molecule: messenger RNA, 2116 nt
Organism: Ictalurus punctatus (channel catfish)
Lineage: Eukaryota; Metazoa; Chordata; Actinopteri; Siluriformes; Ictaluridae
Gene: pudp
Product: pseudouridine 5'-phosphatase
Exons: 5
Coding region: 102-770 (222 amino acids)
Molecular function (GO): phosphatase activity
Source: RefSeq, a predicted model, not a curated record
UUUCCCCGGUGUAAUAGACUUGACUCGCCUUUCCUAUGAGCUUGUAUAUGAUAAGAACAGCUUAUAGGUGUGUGCGUGAAAAAUAAGGUUACUGUUUUCCAAUGGCAUCUUAUAAACCGGUCUCGCAUGUGCUUUUCGACAUGGACGGGUUGUUGUUAGAUACAGAGAGGUUGUACACACUCUCUUUCCAGGAGAUCUGUGAUCGGUUUGGGAAGACGUACACAUGGGAGGUCAAGUCCACAGUGAUGGGAAAGAAGGCGUUGGACGCGGCCAGGAUCAUCCGAGACUCUCUGGAACUGCCCAUGACGAGCGAGGAGCUGCUGGAAGAGAGCAGAACAAUACAGGAACGUCUUUUCCCCUCCGCUUCACUGAUGCCAGGUGUGGAGAAGCUGGUCACACAUCUCCAUAAGCACAAAAUCCCCAUCGCCGUGGCUACCAGCUCGGCCGGCGUGACCUUCCAGAUGAAGACAAGCCGCCAUAAAGGCUUCUUCAGCCUGUUCAACCAUGUCGUUCUCGGAGAUGACCCAGAAGUGAAGAAUGGAAAGCCUCAGCCUGACUCGUUCUUGGUGUGUGCCAGCAGGUUUGACCCCCCGGCGAACCCAGAACAGGUGGAUGUUGAAGAGCCUGAGUGCAAGGGAAAACAAGUGGGGGAAGCAGGAUGCUCCAGCAGCUUCUGCCAACUAGCAGCUCCUUUUUCCUCCCUUUCUUUCUUUUCAUCCCCCACUUUUGUUGGCCUUAUGAUGAGAGUCACCACAUUGGCCAUGACAUGAGCAAAUGCAACAUACAGAUGGGCUGCAGGUGAUGUAUCGAUCCAAACCUGAGAACUCAUCAAGCCAUUUCAAGAAAUUGUUCCUUAUACUCAGCAGCAUGGACAUCACUCUGCUUCAACUCCCUCCCUCCCAACAUCACACACACACACACACACACACACACACACACACACACACACACACACACAUAGUCUUUACUCCAGUUCCUCCAACUGAUGAAUAUAUCCCAGUUCAUCAUACGGAGGCCACAGAGCUAAUCGAACCUUGGCCACAGAUGCCGUUACAGGUUAUUUAUUCGUACCAAGAAUUCCGGUCAUUUAGAAGAAGUUAUAGAUUGAGUUUACAUAACUUUGCUUCAACACCAUCAACCUGGACCUUUUACUUGUGAUAGCUGAAUUUCACAAUUUCAGGGCAGAGAGAACUGAUUGUCUGAUUGUAUAUAACGGUAGCAAGAAUGAAACAAUUAGCAAUUGUUUUUGCUAAUGAAGGAAUACCGUUAUGAUAAUCAACGACUGGGUGGCGUGAUGCGGCCUGACACAAAGCAAAGUUACUACUCACAGUGAAGUUGAACAUUUUCCACCAACAGCAAAGUGUUUUAUUCCUCUUAUACAUCAGCGGUUUGCCAGUGAUUAGAGUUAUUAUUAAUUAAAGAACAACACAACAUACUUUUAGAUAAAUCUGGAGCCAGACCUCUACUGAGAAAUCUUAGGGCAAGAGUAGCAAGACAAGUCUUCCCAUGAUGGUACGAGGAAGUAAUCUUGAGUGCAACUAGGACUCAAUUCGGGACUCCUCUGCAUCGAAUAGUGGAGAGUUAUUGUAUACCUAGCCUGCUCAGUUUACACCUGGCCUUCACUGCAACACUGAACAAAUCCAGAAUGAUGUUGGAAAUGUGAGCGAUAUAAUGCUAUUUUGUCCUCGAUUGUCCUUUACUCAUUAAACCUCCAAGACGAAGAGAUCUGCCCAAUACCUGACAUCAGACAAAUCAUUGUCUCAGCUGUCAAAGCUUGUAGAAUUUCGAAUUUCGACAAACACGAUUUCAAUGAAAAUGUAUGUGGGAUUAUCUCAUACAGUGUAGCAAGUAAUAAUCUGGAAAGACCUUUGUAAUAUCACAGUUUAAAACUGGAUUUAAAGAGAAGCAAAUUAGUAAAUGAAUCACAUGUAAAUGAAUCACACGUAAAUGAAUCACAUGAAAAUGUAUCACUUGAACAUGAAUCUCAUGAAUAUGAAUCUCAUGAAAAUGAAUCACAUGUAAAUGAAUCAUAUGUAAAUGUAUCACUUGAAUAUGAAUCUCAUGAAUAUGAAUCUCAUGAAAAUGAAUCACAUGUAAAUGAAUCACAUGUAAAUGA